Molecule: messenger RNA, 2012 nt
Organism: Bactrocera dorsalis (oriental fruit fly)
Lineage: Eukaryota; Metazoa; Arthropoda; Insecta; Diptera; Tephritidae
Product: mucin-2
Exons: 4
Coding region: 16-1905 (629 amino acids)
Source: RefSeq, a predicted model, not a curated record
UAUCUCAAUGCUCAAAUGUGCCAUACGUUUGGACGGCGUUAUCUGUGUCGAAUUUCCAGUGCCAAAUCAACAGAACGAACGAUGAGGUGUACAUGGAAGGUGCUGGCAGUUUGUCUGCUCUUGCAAAGCGUUUACGCUUACCUACCGGUGAACAAUGAAUCACUAAUUCCGAAAGGUGCCGAAAUAUUGAAGGAAAAUGCAGAAAAAUUUUUCGAUGCAUUAUUUACACCGUCACAACGAAAGGAUUCAUCUCGAGGCGACUCUGCGCUCCAGGAAAUAUGCGGUGACUUAUAUGCUGAACAAGUAGAGGCCACUUUGUAUAUUAGCGGUUUUGGCAUUAGGCAAUGUAUGCAUGUCGAUAUCUACCUACUGGAAGCGUACAUGGAGUUUCAUGGCGUUGAGGAAAUACAGCAACAAUUUCUGGAAGGCAUUGAGCAAUGCUCUCUGCGUAAUCCAACCAAUGCCGAAAUUCAAUGCUACUCCCGUUUGAUCUCUAAGCUUUUCAACGAGCUGAACUAUCUUUCAAGUGAUUUACCUCGAAAAGAAGAAAAGUGCAUAAACAUUAAAUUGGGGCAAAUGGUGCGUAAAUUGGCGAAGGUAUCCGAUAAAUACGAACGCUGUCUGUCAAUUAGUAGCUCUAAUAAUGAUACAUCACCGCCACCACAAUGGAACUCCACUUGGUCCCCUCCUAACGCUACUUGGGCUCCACCUAACUCUACCUGGGCUCCACCACAAUUGAACUCCACAUGGGCCCCUCCUAACGCUACUUGGGCUCCACCUAACGCUACUUGGGCGCCACCGCAAUGGAACUCUACUUAUGCUCCACCACAAUUGAACUCCACCUGGUCCCCUCCUAAUGCUACUUGGGCUCCACCUAACGCUACCUGGGCUCCACCACAAUGGAACUCUACUUAUGCUCCGCCACAAUUGAACUCCACCUGGGCCCCUCCCAACGCUACUUGGGCUCCACCACAAUGGAACUCCACCUGGGCCCCUCCCAACGAUACUUGGGCUCCACCUAAUGCUACCUGGGCGCCACCGCAAUGGAACUCCACUUGGGCUCCACCUAACGCUACCUGGGCUCCACCACAAUGGAACUCCACUUGGGCCCCACCUAACGCUACCUGGGCUCCACCACAAUGGAACUCCACUUGGGCUCCACCUAACGCUACCUGGGCUCCACCACAAUGGAACUCCACCUGGGCCCCACCUAACGCUACUUAUGCUCCACCACAAUUGAACUCCACCUGGGCCCCUCCCAACGCUACCUGGGCUCCACCUAACGCUACCUGGGCUCCACCACAAUGGAACUCCACUUGGGCCCCACCUAACGCUACCUGGGCUCCACCACAAUGGAACUCCACUUGGGCCCCACCUAACGCUACCUGGGCUCCACCACAAUGGAACUCCACUUGGGCUCCACCUAACGCCACCUGGGCUCCACCGCAAUGGAAUUCAACUUGGGCUCCACCUAACGCUACUUGGGCACCACCGCAAUCGAAUUUCACUUGGGCUCCACCAAACUCCCCUUGGAAUCCACCUAAUGCUACCUGGGCGCCACCACAAUGGAACUCCACCUGGGCCCCUCCCAACGCUACUUGGGCUCCACCUAACUCUACCUGGGCUCCACCGCAAUGGAACUCUACUUAUGCUCCACCACAAUUGAACUCCACCUGGGCCCCUCCCAACGCUACUUGGGCUCCACCUAACGCUACUUGGGCUCCACCGGAAUGGAACUCAACUUUCGCUCCACCCAACUCCACCUGGUCUCCACCACAAUGGAACACUACUAUUGUUGGAAAUACUACCCAAGUAUCAAUCAACGCGACUACUGAAAGCAAUGACGUUACUGCAAAUGUGCCUUGGUAUAAAAAAAUCUGGCAUGAUAUUAAAAAUACUUUCUAAAUAUAUAUGAAUAAAUUUUAGCAGUUGAAGAUCACUGCAUCAAUUCUGAGCCAAAUGGCCAUACAGAAUAUUUGUAAAAAUAAAAAUAAGGCUAUGACAAAUAAAAA